Orycteropus afer afer is the source of this 5079-nucleotide messenger RNA. RefSeq names its product ubiquitin specific peptidase 54 (gene USP54). Gene Ontology annotation, biological process: protein deubiquitination. Gene Ontology annotation, molecular function: cysteine-type deubiquitinase activity. The transcript has 22 exons. Bases 1 to 5079 code for a protein of 1692 amino acids. The record is from RefSeq and is a predicted model, not a curated record. Lineage: Eukaryota; Metazoa; Chordata; Mammalia; Tubulidentata; Orycteropodidae.
AUGUCUUGGAAGAGAAAUUAUUUUUCAGGGAGCCGUGGUAGUGUCCAAGGGAUGUUUGCGCCUCGAAGUUCAACUUCUAUAGCCCCCAGCAAAGGCCUCAGCAAUGAGCCAGGACAAAAUAGCUGCUUCCUCAAUAGUGCCCUGCAGGUUUUGUGGCACUUGGACAUCUUCCGACGUAGCUUUAGGCAACUCACAACUCACAAGUGUAUGGGAGAUUCCUGUAUCUUUUGUGCUCUCAAGGGAAUAUUUAACCAGUUUCAGUGCAGUAGUGAAAAAGUCCUUCCAUCUGACACUCUCCGCAGUGCUCUGGCAAAGACUUUCCAGGAUGAACAGCGUUUCCAGCUGGGAAUUAUGGAUGAUGCUGCGGAGUGCUUUGAAAAUCUCCUGAUGAGAAUUCACUUCCAUAUUGCUGAUGAAACCAAAGAGGAUAUAUGUACUGCUCCACAUUGCAUCUCUCACCAAAAAUUUGCAAUGACGUUGUUUGAGCAGUGUGUAUGUACUAGCUGUGGUGCCACUUCUGAUCCACUGCCUUUCAUCCAGAUGGUACAUUACAUCUCCACCACUUCCCUUUGCAAUCAGGCUAUUUGUAUGUUGGAAAGACGAGAAAAACCUUCACCGAGUAUGUUUGGUGAGCUGCUGCAGAAUGCCAGCACCAUGGGGGAUCUGCGGAACUGCCCUAGCAACUGUGGAGAGAGGAUCCGGAUUCGCCGUGUGUUGAUGAAUGCUCCACAGAUUAUCACGAUUGGGCUGGUAUGGGACUCUGACCAUUCAGACUUGGCAGAGGAUGUCAUCCACAGCCUGGGCACCUGCCUAAAGCUGGGUGAUCUGUUUUUCAGAGUGACAGAUGAUCGGGCCAAGUACUCUGAACUGUACUUAGUAGGAAUGAUCUGUUACUAUGGCAAGCAUUAUUCCACAUUCUUUUUCCAAACAAAAAUCCGCAAAUGGAUGUAUUUUGAUGACGCUCAUGUCAAGGAGAUUGGACCCAAAUGGAAGGAUGUGGUGACCAAAUGCAUCAAGGGGCAUUAUCAGCCUUUGCUGUUACUUUAUGCAGACCCCCAAGGCACCCCAGUGUCCACCCAGGACCUGCCUCCCCAAGCUGAGUUCCAGUCAUAUAGCAGGACAUGCUAUGAUAGUGAAGAUUCAGGGAGGGAACCCUCCAUCUCCAGUGACACUCGAACAGAUUCCUCAACGGAGAGCUAUCCCUACAAACACUCCCAUCACGAGUCUGUGGUCAGUCACUUCUCUUCUGAUUCUCAGGGGACAGUCAUCUGUAAUGUGGAGAAUGAUUCCAUGUCUCAGAGCAGUCGGGACACAGGUCACCUGACUGAUAGUGAAUGUAAUCAGAAACACACAUCCAAGAAAGGGUCACUGAUAGAGCGCAAGAGGAGCUCUGGCCGAGUUAGGAGGAAAGGCGAUGAGCCACAGGCCUCAGGGUACCACAGCGAAGGAGAAACACUGAAAGAGAAGCAGGCUCCAAGGAAUGCCUCCAAAUCAUCCAGCAGCACGAAUAGGCUGAGGGACUUUAAAGAGACAGUCAGUAAUAUUAUCCAUAACAGGCCGUCUGUGGCUUCUCAGACCAACCUAGGAUCUCCCUGUGGAGCCAGGGGAGGAGACCAGCCUGACAAAAAACCUCCUAGGAACUUGCUCUUGCACUCUCAUGACUGGGAAGUAGAGAGUAACAGCAGUGAGUCAAAAUCCAGUUCUUCCAGCAAGCAUCGUCCAACAUGGAGACCAAAACGGGAAUCUCUGAAUAUUGACAGUAUCUUUAGUAAGGACAAAAGAAAGCACUGUGGCUAUACACAGCUUAGCCCUUUUUCUGAGGAUGCAGCUAAAGAAUUUACACCGAAUGAACUAAGCAAACCGCCUCCUUUUGACAAUAAAACUGGUGGACCAAACCCUGGAUAUAAGCCCUGGGGCCCAGCGCGGCCAGGCUCUCACCUUUUGGAACAGCACCCCCGCCUGAUCCAACGAAUGGAAUCUGGCUAUGAGAGCAGUGAGAGGAACAGCAACAGCCCUGUCAGCUUGGAUGCAACCCUGCCUGAAAACUUGAAUGUCUACAGGGAUCCAAGUGCUAAAAGAUCAGUUGGGCUGGUCCCUGCCUGGCAUCAUAUCCCAAAGUCUCACAGCAGUAGCAUCCUGGAGGUGGACUGCACGGCAUCCAUGAGUGGCUGGACAAAGAGUCAGCCUAUCUCAGGUGGAGAGAGAUCUUCCAAAAGUGAACUGGAUGAGUUACAAGAAGAAGUGGCCAGGAGGGCGCGGGAACAGGAACUUCGAAGGAAACGGGAGAAGGAAUUAGAGGCAGCUAAAGGCUUUAACCCUCAUCCGAGUCGGUUUAUGGACUUGGAUGAAUUGCAGAAUCAGGGGAGGAGUGACGGCUUUGAGAGGUCCCUGCAAGAGGCAGAUUCAGUGUUUGAAGAGUCGGUGCGUCUGGAACAGAAGGGAGACUGUGCUGCAGCUUUGGCUCUCUGUAACGAAGCUAUCUCUAAACUAAGACUUGCCCUGCAUGGUGCCAGCUCUAGCACGCACAGCAGAGCCCUAGUCGAUAAGAAGUUGCAAAUCAGUAUUCGAAAAGCACGGAGCCUGCAGGAUCGCAUGCAGCAGCAGCAAUCAUCACAGCAGCCGUCGCAGUCCUCAGCCUGCCUCCCAUCACAAGGGGGGGCCCUUCCUCAGCCAACAAGUGAACAACCUAUCCCGCUCCAAAUAUUGUUGAGCCGGGAGGCCCAGCUGGAACCCUGCACGGACACAGAGUUUGAGGCCAGUUCUUUCUUCCACUCACCUGCUUCCUGCCAUGAGUCACACUCAUCACUAUUCUCAGAGUCACCUGCCCCUUCUGCCCAACAGCAUAGCUCCUCCAAUAGAUCUGCCCCAAACCUUCUGACUUUGGUUGAGGUGGACAGCAUUGACCCCACUUCAAUCCACAGGCAGGGCUUACUUCAAACACCAGGGAAGUCUGAGAAGACUUCUAAUCAUGGUUGGGAGCCAAUGGACACCCUAGAAUGUAAGCUGCAAGUUUACAGGGGUGACGAUAGCAGUUGCAUGUUCCCUCCACAAGAAGGAAGAGGCACUGCUCAAGAACAACUUUUCCACGAAAAGAGGGAUCCUACUAACCCAUCCCUAGUGCUGCCUUGGUCACACCUAGCUGGAACAGCCACCUCCGAGAGAGGAGGGGAACAUAGCUCCAGUUGUAGUGCUUUAAAUUCAUCAGUUCAGCCAAGUCUUGCUCCAUACAGGGACUGCCAUCCCAUAAUGCCUGCAGCUUCCUCAUCUGUGCUUCGUUCUCCUGAUUCUGUGCAGAAAACUAACCAAUGCCUUCCAGCCAAAAGUCCCAAAACUUCAUUGACUUCAAAAGUGGAUGGAGGCAGCAAGGAGCCCUAUAGGCCAGAGUUUCCCUGCACAAAGGGGCUUGUCCGCUCUCUGGCAGAGCAGUUCCAGAGGAUGCAAGGUACUUCCACAAAGGAUGGCACGGGUUCCCAGGAUAGAAGUGUGCCAGAUAGUCUAAGGAAGAACUCUUCCCCUUCUGAAUCUAAGCCUCCUUUCCCACAGGAUCAAGGGAAAGGCCACUGGCCUUGGGCAAAAAAGCCACCCUCUCUGGAUGGUAGGGACAGACUACCUUCCUGGGAAGAACCUAUUGACUAUCAACCUCUUGCCAUGAACUCUGGGUUGCCUAAUGGUGAAACUUCUAGGGUAGGACAGUCUAGGUUGGUAGAGCCUAGUACAUAUAAAGAGCUGCCAUCCCAAGUGAGAGAUGCUAGGCCUAAGGAGCUGGACAGCAAUGCUGACUUGGAGCUUUCCUUGCCUUUGGAUUCCUGGGUGAAGGUUACAAGACUCUGUGAUUCACAACUUAAAUAUGGAGUCCCUGGGCCAGAAGUAAAAUCCUCUCCCCAUGAUUCCCAUACCUGCAUAGCCUAUCCAGAGAGAAACCACAUCUUUUUGCAUCCACAUUGGAACCAAGACACAGAGCAGGAAACCUCAGAAUUGGAGUCUCUCUACCAGGCCAGUCUCCAGACUUCUCAAACUGGCUAUUCUAAAUGGGGGCAGCAGGAUGUGUCUUGGCACCCAUUUAGCCAAACAGGCUCUGCAGACAGCAUGGGGAGGAGGCUGCACUCAGCCCCUGGCCUUGGUCUCUCAAGGACCCCAACAGCAGAAAUGGAACACAGUCUCUGUGAAGCCACGACAGUCCCUGCUUCUCAGGCUGUACCUUGCCAAGGCCCCAGCAGGGAGUUUGGGGACAAGGAACAGUACUGUGCAGAGAACUUCUGCUGCAUCUCAUAUAGUCUCAGUGGCACCAUUGUUUCAGACAGGGAGGAGGCUCUAGUCUUUUCCUACAGUUUGGAUUCAUCAAACGUGAGGAAAAAGCCUUUGGAAACCGGGCACCGUUGUUCCAGCUCCUCUUCCCUCUCUGUCAUCCAUGACCCUCCUGUGUUUCUCCUUGGUCCCCAACUCUACCCUCCCCAACCACAGUUCCUGUCCCCAGAUGUCCUGAUGCCCAGCAUGUCAGGGGAGCCCCAUAGACCCCCAGGAACUUCAAAGAAUGCCCAACAGUUUCUGGCUGUGUGUGACAGGGGUGAAACUUCCCAAGGGAUCAAAUACACAGGAAGGACUUUGAACUAUCGGAGUCUCCCCCAUCGUUCCAGGACAGAUUCCUCCUGGGGACCCUGGUCAGAGACUAACCAGCAUAUUGGGGCCAGAUUUCUGACCACUCCAGGGUGUCAGCCUCCACUAACUCACACUGCCACAGUACCAGAAAGAUGCCAAGGAUUCCCAGUUCCUCAUGCUCAGUCCUGGGGUGAUCUUUUCCAUUCACCUUCCCACUCUCCCAUUGUUCACCAUGUGUCCUCACCAUCCAGCAGUCUUUGUGUACCCCUGAGGUCAGCCUGGAAUUCAGGUCCUAUUCCAGGGUCCCGAGCCCCUGGUCCUAGAAGAGUAGAUAUGCCCCCAGAUGAUGACUGGAGGCAAAGCAGUUACGCCCACCAAUCUGGGCACAGGAGGACAGGGGGAGAAGGGCUUCUGUUUGUUCUAGCAGAUGCCCCUGGAAGGGAGCAGAUCAGGACCAGAGCCCUGCAGCACAGCAGGUGGUAA